AAUCAGCUCUCACAGCUUGUUAAAGCUAGACCUCUUGUUUUCAUGCCCUCACCUCAGGAAACAGAGUUACAGCUUUUCCAGCUCUACUCAGCAGGGGGCCAGGGUCCUCACUUUAUAAACAUCCCCAAGCCUGUGAGAGGGCACGGAGAUGGUGCGAGACAGGAGCCCAGGGGAGAAAGACAGAAACUAAGACUCGAGGAGAGAAACAAAGAAAAGCCAAGGAGACAAGACCAGAGCAGCCUGAACAGAAGCCAAGAACGGUCCGAAAAGGCCGUACUGCAGGAAUGGCCUUAUGGAUGCUCUGGGCUGGACAGGCUAAGGGGACCCUGGGCGGCUGGGGGAUCACCUGCUUGGUGAUAUCUCUGCUCCUCCAGCACCCAGGAGUCCACAGCAAGUGCUACUUCCAAGCUCAAGCGCCCUGCCACCAUGAAGGGAAAUAUUUCACCCUGGGCGAGUCUUGGCUCCGCAAGGACUGUUUCCACUGCACCUGUCUGCAUCCCGUCGGUGUGGGCUGCUGUGACACGUCCCAGCAUCCUAUCGACUUCCCCGCUGGGUGUGAGGUACGUCAGGAGGCAGGAACGUGCCAGUUCUCCCUGGUGCAAAAAUCUGACCCUCAGCUGCCCUGCAAAGGGGGAGGGCCCGACCCAGAGUGGGGCUCAGCUAACACUCCUAUUCCUGCGGCUCCUGCUCCCCACUCCAGCUAAACUCAACUGACCGCCCUUUUGCUGACUGCCCACUGCCGCUGCCACUUCCAGGGAAACCACUAGCAGCUGCCGAUUUAUUCUGAAUAAAUAAAUUAAUGCUA
Molecule: messenger RNA, 805 nt
Organism: Balaenoptera ricei (Rice's whale)
Lineage: Eukaryota; Metazoa; Chordata; Mammalia; Artiodactyla; Balaenopteridae
Gene: MSMP
Product: microseminoprotein, prostate associated
Exons: 3
Coding region: 285-704 (139 amino acids)
Source: RefSeq, a predicted model, not a curated record